AUGUCCAUUAAAGGUAAUACUGAUACCCUUACCAAUACCGUCACCAAUAGUUCAACUACUUCCGAUGAUGAUUUAGAAACUGCUUUAGAUAGUAGAUUAUCUUCUGAAUCUUCUUCAACUUCUUCAUCUCCAAAUACUACCAUAAAUAAAAUUAAUGAUAUUUCUCCAAUUAGUACUGGUACUACUACUCCUUCCUUAUUACCAAGUAUCGUUAAUGAAUUCCUUGGUGAAAUCAAUGAUGACCAUUUAAAUCAACAAUCUGAUUUAUUAUUACAUGAUUUUAAUGAAGCUUUACAAGAAAAUUCUAAAAUCACCAUGUUACCAAAUUAUAAUAUUAAUCCAUCGGGAAAUGAAUUUGGUCAAUUUUUAGUGAUUGAUUUAGGGGGUUCAACUUUAAGAAUUGCUAUUAUUAAAAUCGAUAAACCAACUGAUCAUGAUGAAGCUGAUAGAUCUAAACGUAUUCAUAUUUUGAAUGAAAAAUCAUGGAUUAUUGAAAAUAAUUUUAAAACUAUUGAUAAUAAUUUCUUUAAAUUCAUUGCAUCUAAAAUCGCUGAAAUCAUUAAAGAUGAUGAAGAAUUUUCUAAUUGUCAUAUUAUUAAAACUGGUAUUAGUUGGUCAUUCCCAUUAAAAACUACCAAUUAUAAUAAUGGUAAGAUUGUUCAUGUUUCGAAAGGAUAUACUAUUUCUGAUGAAAUUUAUAAUAAAGAUUUAAAAACCAUUUUAGAAUCGGUUUUAAAAUCAGAAUUCAAUUUAUUAAUAGAUGUUAAAAUCAUUUUAAAUGAUUCAUUGGCUGUCUAUGCUGCUGGUUCAUUCAUGGAUAAAUUUAUGAAAUUAGCUCUUGUAUUAGGAACAGGUACUAAUAUGUGUUGUUCAUUAAAUAAAAAAGAUUCUGAUUUAAUGCAUGAUGAUAAAAAAUUAGGUACUCAAGAUAAAGUAUUAUUUAAUACUGAAUUAUCAUUAUUUGGUCAAUCUAUUAUUAAACAAUUCACUAAUAAAUAUGAUGGAUUAAUUGAUUCAAGAUUUAAUCAAGUAAUUGAUUUACAUUUUAAAACUUUUAUGACAGUUGAUCCAAUCUCCAAAACUAUUUUCCAACCAUUAGAAUUAACUACUAGUGGAAGAUAUUUACCUGAAUUAACUAGAUUAGUAUUAUGUGAUUUAAUUAAUGCUAAAGAAAUCUUUACUAGAUUAUCAUGUCAAGAUUUAGCUCAUAUUUUACAUGCUAGUUAUGAUGGUAUUACGGGGAAAUUGAUUUGUUUUAUUAAUGAAACUGAAGAUUUACAAGACAUUAAAUUAAAAUUACAUGAGAUUUAUCAAUGGGAUAUUGAUUUAAUCACCACCAAUGAUAUUCUUAAUUUAAAAACUAUUAUUGAAACCAUUUUAACCAGAGGAGCAUUUAUUAUUAGUAUUCUGGUUAUUGCAUUUAUAAAAUUAAUCCAAUUACAUAAUCCUGAAGAAUUCCAAUCAUUAUUAGAUCAAAAAGUUAUUAAUAUUGGAUAUGUGGGUUCCGUAUUACAUCAUUUUAAUCAUUAUAGACAUUUAAUUAAACAAUUUAUUAAUGAUAAUACUGAAAUCAAACAAUUUGGAUUAAAAGUUGAUUUCAAAUUGAUUGAAAAUAGUUCAGUCAUUGGUCCUGCCAUUGGUGCUGCCUAUUACUCAUAG
Messenger RNA from Scheffersomyces coipomensis, 1659 nucleotides. RefSeq names its product hexokinase 1 (gene HXK1). The transcript has a single exon. The record is from RefSeq and is a predicted model, not a curated record. Gene Ontology annotation, biological process: intracellular glucose homeostasis; glycolytic process; glucose 6-phosphate metabolic process. Gene Ontology annotation, molecular function: glucokinase activity; D-glucose binding; ATP binding. Lineage: Eukaryota; Fungi; Ascomycota; Pichiomycetes; Serinales; Debaryomycetaceae. Gene Ontology annotation, cellular component: cytosol; mitochondrion. The coding region runs from base 1 to 1659 and encodes 552 amino acids.